Molecule: messenger RNA, 1857 nt
Organism: Schistosoma turkestanicum
Lineage: Eukaryota; Metazoa; Platyhelminthes; Trematoda; Strigeidida; Schistosomatidae
Source: the annotation of a GenBank genome assembly
CUCUUUGCGCGUUGUUUGUUUCACACGUUAUUUUUCGUUAGCUUCAUUUUUAUAUUUGCUUGAUUGUGUGAUAUCGAGAUCGCAUCUUGGAGUCCUUGAUCCCGACAAACCAUGUUUAUCCCUGAAGACCAAAUAUGGAUGGUCGUUGUCGGUUUCAUAAUAGCAUUUGUUCUUGCUUUUGGAAUUGGUGCAAAUGAUGUGGCGAAUUCUUUCGGAACUAGUGUUGGAGCCAAAGUGUUAACACUAAAACAAGCUUGUAUUCUUGCUACAAUCUGUGAAUUAAGUGGCUCUGUUCUUUUAGGUGCUAAAGUUUCUAAUACCAUACGUAAAGGUAUUGUUAGUGUCGAACUUUUUAAAACUAUUGAAAAUGGACAUGUUAUCUUGAUGGCUGGACAGGUGGCUGCUCUUGGCGGUUCUUGUAUAUGGCUAUUGGUCGCUACAUUCUUCCGUCUUCCAGUCUCUGGCACACAUAGCAUUGUUGGUGCAACAAUGGGUUUUAGUCUUGUUAUUUUUGGACUCAAUGCUAUUCAAUGGAAAGGACUGCUUAAAAUUGUUGGAUCAUGGUUUCUCUCACCUGUUCUAAGUGGUUUGGCAUCUAUUGGAGUAUUUUUCCUAUUGCGUGUUCUGGUGCUCAGUAAAGAAGAUCCGCUGGAACCUGCACUUCGACUGAUUCCAGGCUUUUUCGGUACAGUAGUACUGGUCAAUAGUUUUUCAAUAUUUUAUGAAGGACCUCCAAUGCUGAAAUUCGAUAAAAUACCUCUUUAUGGAGUAUUUAUACUUAGUUGUGGCUUAGGUAUUAUCACUGUUCUACUUGUAAAGUUUAUAUGGGUACCUAUUGUUCGUCGACACAUUUUAACUGGGGAAUCCAGUGGACAUAUUUUAAAAAGUUAUUUUUCCCGUAAGAGCAAAAAGAAAUCAUCUGACACUGUAGACGAUAAAUAUCAGUCUGUGAUGGAUAGUAAAUCUUGCAAACUUUCAAUCGGAAAACAUGAAUCCAUUGAUAUGGACACGUAUGCUCCACAAACAGAUGGAGAGGCUGUGAUUGGAUUUCGAAAUGUAGAUAAUAAAGAUAAACUUGAACAAUUCACCAAUGAAAAUAAUAAUGUAAUACAGGGAGUGAAAAAUCCCAAUGAAGUUUCAAGUCAAUUCGAUGUUAAACCAAGUAAUCCAGAUGAAAUGGAUCGUAAUAGUAAUCAGUUAAACAUGACAUUAGGCUAUUCAUCGAAUGAUCAAAACGCCAUCGGGGAUGGUAGUCAUAAUUUGACCAAUGGAAAAGUUAAUGUAUCAUCCCCUCCCAACCUGUCUACAAUUGGUGAAGAACCAGAUCAUAGCGAUUUAAUUAAAGAUCGUCCAGCCGAAGCUCAAGUAUUUUCAUCUUUGCAAAUUAUAACAGCUGUUUUCGGAUCAUUUGCUCAUGGUGGCAACGAUGUAAGUAAUGCUAUCGGGCCAUUGAUUGGUUUAUGGCUUAUUGCCACAACACAGUUGGUUGAUUCAUCUAAAACUACAGAUUUAUGGAUUUUAGUUUAUGGUGGUGUCGGUAUAUCAGUCGGUCUUUGGAUAUGGGGUAGACGAGUUAUUCAGACAUUAGGAGAAGAUCUAUCUCAAAUGACACCAUCCAGUGGUGUUUCCAUUGAAAUCGGUUCAGCGCUAACUGUGCUGAUUGCUAGUAAAAUUGGUCUGCCAAUAUCAACUACACAUUGUAAAGUUGGUUCUGUUGUAUUUGUUGGACGUGCACGAUCUAAAGAUAAUGUUAAUUGGGGCAUAUUUCGUAAUAUUCUACUUGCAUGGUUAGUAACUUUACCGGCUGCUGGUGCUAUCUCUGCUUUACUUAUGUACAUAUUUACAUUUAUUGUAUAA